Molecule: messenger RNA, 546 nt
Organism: Nicotiana tabacum (common tobacco)
Lineage: Eukaryota; Viridiplantae; Streptophyta; Magnoliopsida; Solanales; Solanaceae
Source: RefSeq, a predicted model, not a curated record
AUGGAGGAUCAGAGGUUGACACAGCUACAUCCUGGGCCGUUAGACCAUAGCGUACUGACAAGACAAAACCAUCACAGGUCGAAGGACGUAUGGAAUGGUGAGGUGGAAAAGCCUAUUUUAUGUAGACGAUCAGAUGGUAAUUUUUGGAAUUUGGUUCAUGAUCGUCCCAUUCAUCGACGUGUCCUGCAAAUAUUAAUUGAUGCAGGAUUUUACGGGGUCUAUCGAGUAGGACGUAUACAAUUAGACCAUGCUUUUAUUACUUCUCUUGUUGAGAGAUGGCGUCCGGAGACGCAUACUUUUCACCUAAGAGUUGGGGAAGCCACUAUUACGCUACAGGAUGUAGCUAUUUUGUAUGGAUUGCCAGUAGAGGGAAGGCUAGUAUUGGGCAUUGAUAGUACAAGAAAGACCGAAGAGUGGCAGGAUAUGUGUGACGCGUUGCUUGGUUUUAGACCACAUAGUGAUUGUUUAUUUGGUAGUAGGCUUGAGAUUAGUGCACUAGCUACAUACAUGGAGCAACUGCCUUUGCUAGAUGAUGAUGCAGAUGAG